Messenger RNA from Cheilinus undulatus (humphead wrasse), 1157 nucleotides. RefSeq names its product complement C1q-like protein 4. The transcript is spliced from 3 exons. NCBI's taxonomy places the organism in Eukaryota, Metazoa, Chordata, Actinopteri, Labriformes, Labridae. The record is from RefSeq and is a predicted model, not a curated record. Gene Ontology annotation, molecular function: protein binding. The coding region runs from base 303 to 806 and encodes 167 amino acids.
AAUCUCCAACCCACAUAUUUCCUCUUAAAUACUACAAGUAUGAUGAGUUCUGUCACAUGUUCAUCGGUUGUUCGGCCAAACCAAAAAUGAAACAUUCUUUUGGAUCUGUGACAAGUGUGACAAGCAACCUGGAUCCAAUCAUAUAAAAGCAGCAAGACAGCGGAACCUUUCUGCAUCGUACAGAGGAGACCGGCCGUUCUGUUCUGGCUGCUGCUGUGCUCUGCAACAGACUUAAAACUACAAGGAAUACCACUUCUGAAGCAUUAAAUCUCAAUCAAGCCUUUUUAACCUCCACCGCAAAGAUGUGCUGUGAGUUUGGUGAUCUGAAAGCACAGAUAGCAGCUUUAGAAACUAAGCUACAGGACAGUCAAAACCAGAUUGCAGCUCUGAAGAGCAAAGAGAGAAAAAAGGUGGUCUUCAGUGCAGAGGUAGGCCCGAGAGGAAACAUCGGACCUUAUGGCUCAGAGACGACAAUCGCUUACCAGAAAGUGAUCACAAAUGUAGGAAACUCCUACAAUUCAUCAACAGGAAUUUUCUAUGCACCUUAUGCUGGAAUUUACUACUUCACCAUCUUCCACCAUGCUGGAGGACGUCCCGGGACCGAGCUGUUCCUCUACAGGAACGGCCAGCGUGUGGUGCAAACGCAGAAUCACCCAGCGGUUCACGAGUCAGCUCAUAAUGGAGGGAACGCCGUGUUCCUGCAGUUGAAUCAAGGAGACCAGGUGUAUGUGCGCUUGGGUCCAAACCAGCACGUGUACGGCUCUGGAUACCACACGACCUUCAGCGGUUUUCUGGUCGACAUGUGAGAGCAGAGAAGACGGCAGCUGCCACUAUGAUGAAAUCAUUUUCUUCUGACAUGUUUAAUCUGAAAAUGAGUCCUUGACUAAAGUUUUUCAUGUCUGUGCUAUGGUGGGUUUCUUGUUACAAUCUAGUACUGUGUGGUGGCAGUUGAUAAUCUUGAUGCAAUUUUAUCCUUAGGAGCUUUGAAUGGAUAUAAGACAAGUAUACACAAAGAAAAGCCAAUGCCUGCAGAUAAAACCUGUAGAUAAACCAUGUAAGUUCAAAAUAAAGCUUAACUUUACCAAAUGUUGUUACCUCAUGUGUAGCUACAUAAAAAUGAACCAUUUUGAUCAAUAAAGUGAGAAAUGUCAAGCACA